AUGUUUUGUAAAUACCCAGCAACCAACGCGCUCAUCAAGUCAUGUUCUUUAAAUCAUCAUCAAUUUCAUUCUCACUACUACGCAACAAUGAUUCAGCAACAUCCAAUAUUCUUUUUAGUGAAACCAGUGUCAUUUUAUGGACCAUCAUCAUGGUACAGACCACGAGAAGAUCCAAAACAAGUGUACAUCCCACUAUGGAUCUUUCAAUAUGGAGAUGCAAUUGCAUACAAAGUAAAACUUCGAGUUACCAUUGACCCCAGAAAACAACGAGAGUUGUUGACACAAAUAUUUGGUGAAUUAGUGGAUGUUCCUAUGGAAAAGGAUCCUCUUGUGUUGACACAAAAUCCAGAAGACUUUUCUCAAAGAGAUGUCAAAGAAAAACAACGAGCUCAAAAGAAAAUUUUAAAAGAAUUGAAAUUAGAAGAUGAAAGCACACUUCAGGAAUUGGUCAAUGUAUUGAAGAAUAUUUUGAGUAACAAAUUUCAGAUUCAAAAACAUAAUUUUACUGUUGAAAAUAUGUCAUCAAGUGAAAUUACAAUUACUUGUAUCAUUGAUCACAUCAAGCUUUCUGAAUAUAACCAAGCACUACCAACGAAUUUACCAGGAGAAGCAACACAACCAAUGUCAUCACCCGUGAUCGAUGAUAUUUCGUAUGUUUACGCAUCGACUCAAUUCGAACGGAGAUACAUCAAAAGAAUUGUUGACAGAAUCGAUAGAAAGUAUUUAACAGAUCCCACAGUGAUUUCAAAAGUUAAUUACAAACUGAAGUGGUAUGAAAAUAUGUGGGAUUCUGUAAAAUUAUUCUUUUCUAAAUCUGCAUUCAAACGAGAUUAUGAAGUGGAUUAUUAUACUGUUGAUUGGGAAACAAGUUGGUCUCUUGCAUUAGAUAAUUAUAUUCCAGAUUCCAUGCAAAAGCAAUUACAUCAAAUCAUUGAGAGAAGUAUUUCAACAUCCGAAGAAGCGAUUCUUUUCGAUUCACCAUCCUUGAUUGUUGGAGGUUUUGAUCUGGAAAAAACAGAUUUUAAAUUACACAAAAAAGAUUUAAUUUACUUUCCAUUCUAUGUGAAGCAAGACGUACUUCAAUUCCCACACUAUUUGAAAUGGUUGAGUCCAUUCCAACUCAAACAAAAAGUGAAAAAGAUUGAACAUGGUGAAUAUUCCUUCCACUCAUUCACAGAUGGUAUCACAUCGAGUUAUGUCACUGGUUAUGUCCCUUACAGCUUUUUCAAAUUAUUCUCUUCGUACUUUGUAGGAACCUAUGUUGGUUGGUACUUGUUGUACCUUUUACUACCCAUAACUAAUUUUUCCAAUUUCCUAUUAUAUGGCUUUUUGUUUUCAACCAUUACAUCAGCAAGUGCCACAACUGAACAAUAUUACAAGCCACUCCUUCACAAGGAACAUCACAGAAAAUUUGCAGUCAUGAUCCACAACAAGUACAUUGCUAAUAAGCCGUUACAAAGAAUUUAUGCUAAUGCAUGGAAGUGGUGUGCACAUCCAUCCGAUGGUAAUACUGCCCUUGGUAUUGAGAUUAGCAAAGGGUGUGAUCUGUACUCCCUAUUGGAAUUAGAUCCAAAGAGAUUUGGUCUUUAUACACAAGAAGAAAUUCGAGUGCAAUACAAAAAGAUGGCAAUGAUUUACCAUCCUGAUAUAUUCGCAUCCAAACAACGAGGAUUCAUCUCUGGAAGUGACACCUCUGGAGAAGUUGAACAAGAAAUUGAAAAAAGUUCUAAACCCGAGGAUAUUUUGGAAGCUCCUAAAAAGGAAGAAGAAGAAUGGACCAAGGAGGAAAUUCUAGAAAGAUUUAAACAAAUUAACUAUGCAUUCUCAAUACUUGGGGAUCCAUACAAGCGUGAACUUUAUCACAAACAUGGAGCUGCUUACUUUAAGUUUAGCAUGUAA
This is a messenger RNA of Naegleria lovaniensis, 1899 nucleotides long. RefSeq lists its product as uncharacterized. The record is from RefSeq and is a predicted model, not a curated record. Bases 1 to 1899 code for a protein of 632 amino acids. The transcript has 3 exons. NCBI's taxonomy places the organism in Eukaryota, Heterolobosea, Eutetramitea, Acrasida, Naegleriidae.